GGGGGGCGGGGGGUGCGCGCCGCGUCGGUGCUAGUGGCCCUGUCUGGGAUUCCGCGCCUGCGCACCAGGUCGCAGUGGCUGUGUGUCGCGGGGGCGCUGGCGCGGCGCUUGGGAGGAGAGUUCCCGCGUCCCUCUGAGCCGACUCCGCCGAGGGCUCCCUGAGGUGUAUCUCCAUGAAUAACUUAAAUGAUCCUCCAAAUUGGAACAUCCGGCCUAAUCCCAGGGCUGAUGGAGGUGAUGGGAGCAGGUGGAAUUAUGCCCUGUUGGUACCAAUGCUGGGAUUAGCAGCAUUUCGUUGGAUUUGGUCUAGGGAGUCCCAGAAAGAAAUAGAGAAAGAGAGAGAAGUGUAUCGUCAGAGAACAGUGGCUUUCCAACAGGAUCUUGAAGCCAGAUACCAUGCUGUCAUCUCAGAACACCGACGAGCUGUUGCUCAGCUGUCUUUGGAACUUGAAAAGGAGCAAAACAGGACAGCUAGUUAUCGAGAAGCCCUCAUCUCUCAGGGGCGCAAAUUGGUGGAAGAAAGGAAGCUUCUAGAACAGGAACGGGCUCGAGUAUUGCAAGAAAAAAGUCAGGUGCAGCCUCUAAGAAGUGUGUAUCUGAGCUGUCUGGAAGAAGAGCAAGACUGGCAAAAGAAAGCCCAGCUCACGCUGAAGGAGGUAGGAGAAGCUCUUAUGGAGAGACAGAACAUCUACUGCAGUCCAGUUCUCCCCCGCCGUGUUAGGCUGCAGCUGGAAAAGAACUUAUUGGUGCGUGUUUCCAUGGACUCAGUGGCCACCGACCUAGACAUGGCAGCUGGCUUAACUGACAUAUUCAAGCAUGAUAAGCAUUGUGGAGACAUCUGGAACACCAACAAACGACAAAAUGGGAGGCUCAUGUGGUUGUAUCUCAAGUACUGGGAACUCGUUGUUGAACUGAAAAAGUUUAAGCGAGUGGAACAGGCCAUAUUAGAAAAGUAAGAAGACCAGACAAUCAUUUGUUCUUGGAUUUCGCAUGGCAUGUCUUUCCCUGCCAUCCCUAUGUGACCAGGUGUGGCCCUCUCCAGGGAAUCUACUGUUUCUGAAGAGUGCAACAAGAAAGACCCUGGCAGGCAAAGCUCCCUCUGGUGUCCUGCAGCAGUGAAAAUUCAGUGUCGUUAAAGCAUUUUUGUGCUGCUAAUAUUUAGCAGAACAGUAUUGCCUCAUAUUUUAGCUCUAGGGUAAAAAUUGUUUUUCAAAGAUAAAAUACAAUAUUGAUCCUCAUCAUACGUGAUUUCUUUAUUGGUUUUUCUCUCUCCCUAAAUCAAUUCUGACUUUAAAGUACUUUACUCCUUCCCCAGAUUCCAUUCAGAGGUUGUCAAGUGAUGCCUUACACUGGCCUACCGAUGCUAAUGCAAUAAAGAUAAAAUAUUACCGA
Messenger RNA from Perognathus longimembris pacificus (Pacific pocket mouse), 1392 nucleotides. It is a transcript of the gene Ccdc127, whose product is annotated as coiled-coil domain containing 127. NCBI's taxonomy places the organism in Eukaryota, Metazoa, Chordata, Mammalia, Rodentia, Heteromyidae. The coding region runs from base 174 to 956 and encodes 260 amino acids. The transcript has 3 exons. The record is from RefSeq and is a predicted model, not a curated record.